Molecule: messenger RNA, 1464 nt
Organism: Aspergillus viridinutans
Lineage: Eukaryota; Fungi; Ascomycota; Eurotiomycetes; Eurotiales; Aspergillaceae
Product: FAD-binding oxidoreductase
Exons: 4
Coding region: 1-1464 (487 amino acids)
Molecular function (GO): FAD binding
Source: RefSeq, a predicted model, not a curated record
AUGAACGUUUGUAGCAUCCUAUUUGCUAUCUUCAUUCUACCUGCGUUUGCACUUGCAACUACUUGUUGUCAGGCUCUGACGAGUAUCCUGGGCUCAAAGAUACUAUAUCCAAAUAGCACGGCAUACGAAUCCUCGGUGUCGUCGUACUGGUCGCAGCAAGAGCAGCUGAUCAGUCCUUCGUGCGUUUUGUCAGCAACUUCCCCUCAGGAUGUUUCCAAAGCGAUAGUCGUUCUUGUUCCCAAUGCCUGCAAGUUUGCUGUUCGCAGUGGUGGUCACGGAGCAAUUGCUGGGAUUGCCAACAUUCAAGACGGUGUGACUAUUGACCUCAGCGCGUUAAACUGGAUUGUUCCCUCCGCGGACGGAAGCCUUGUGUCAGUCGGACCUGGACAGCGAUGGGGGGGUGUAUAUGCAGCCCUAGACACUAUCGGGGUGUUGGUACCAGGAGGCAGAGAUAGCCCUGUUGGAGUGGGAGGGACUACACUGGGUGGUGGCUUCGGCUACUUUGCUACGGAAGCUGGUUUUGCCUGUGACAACGUGGUCGAAUACCAGGUGGUCCUCGCGAAUGGCAGGAUUGUCAACGCGACAAAGGACAAUGAGCACGAUCUUUGGCUGGCUCUCAAGGGAGGAUCCAAUAAUUUCGGUAUUGUGACCAACUUUGUCUUCCGGACGUUUCCUCUGGGGCAGGUUUGGGGAGGGGAUAUCUACUACCCAGUGAGCACACUUGACCAGCAGCUGGACGCAUUCUAUCGCUUCACCUCCGACCCCAGCUACGACGUCAAGGCCGGACUCAUCCACAACUUUGCCUUCACCCCAGCCAUGGGUCCUAUACUCACCAAUCAAUUAGCCUACGCGAGUCCCCAGGAGAAUCCAGCCCCUUUCAGACCAUUCACCUCUAUCCAGCCUCAAAUGAUGGCCAGCACUCAAGUGAUGACACUGGAAGCUCUCUCGGCCAGGGGAGGUUCGCUGUCCCCGAACUCUCGCCAACAAAUCACAUUUGCAGUCACCUUUGAGAACAACCUUGACCUGCUGAAGCAUGUCUUCGACAUAUGGAAUGCGAGCACCACCGAGGUGUCAGGUAUCCCCAGCAUCCAAUGGACCAUUAGCCUGGAACCCAUUGUCCCUGCCAUAGCAUAUCAGAGUUCAAUCCGAGGCGGAAACGUCCUGGGGUUAGACGUACCCCGGCAAGGCCUCGUCCUCGCACUGCUGUCUGCCACAUUCAACCAUCCGCAAGAGUAUCCCAUAGUCAGCGCGGCGGCCGAGAGACUUUCGAACAACAUCAUCAGCGCCGCCAAGGCAGCCUGCGCCUAUAAUCCGUAUAUUGACCUCAACCAUGCUGCGUCCUGGCAGGAUCCUAUAGCGAGCUACGGCAACGCAAUGCAAAAAUUCUUGAGACAGACCGCAGGGAAAUAUGACCCUCAAGGCGUUUUUCAACGUUUGUGUCCGGGGGGGUUCAAAAUCAAUUGA